AGUCCCAGCCGGUGAAUCCUGCGUCGGCUCUUGCCUCAGCUGAACCUCCGUAGAGCGUCUCUCUGUGGUAGCUGAUAGCAUCAUGGCGAACGUUGCGGACACUAAGCUAUAUGAUAUCCUUGGAGUUUCACCAUCUGCCUCUGAAAAUGAACUGAAAAAGGCCUAUCGUAAGUUGGCCAAAGAGUACCAUCCAGACAAGAACCCUGAUGCUGGAGACAAGUUUAAAGAGAUCAGUUUUGCAUAUGAGGUACUGACAAAUCCAGAAAAGAAGGAACUUUAUGAUCGCUAUGGAGAACAGGGGCUACGGGAGGGAGGAGGUGGAGGACCUGGCAUGGAUGAUAUCUUCUCUCACAUUUUUGGCGGAGGCCUGUUUGGGUUCAUGGGGGGCCAGGGUAGAGGGCGCAAUGGAGGCAGAAGGAGAGGAGAUGAUAUGGUUCAUCCACUGAAAGUUUCUCUUGAAGACCUCUACAAUGGAAAAACUACCAAACUGCAGCUCAGUAAGAAUGUGCUCUGUGGUGCAUGCAAUGGUCAGGGGGGCAAAGCUGGAGCAGUGCAGAAGUGUGUGGCUUGCAGAGGACGAGGCAUGAGAAUCAUGAUUAGACAGCUGGCCCCUGGGAUGGUCCAACAGAUGCAGUCAGUCUGCACAGACUGCAAUGGAGAGGGUGAGGUGAUUAAUGAGAAGGACCGCUGCAGAAAGUGUGAAGGUCAUAAGGUGUGUAAGGAGACUAAGCUUCUUGAGGUGCAUGUGGAUAAAGGCAUGAAACAUGGACAGAAGAUCACAUUCUCUGGGGAAGCUGACCAAGCACCAGGCAUUGAACCAGGAGAUAUAGUCCUGGUGCUGCAAGAGAAAGAACACGAGGAAUUUCGGCGUGAUGGCAGUGACCUUCACAUGGUCCAGCGUAUUGGCCUGGUUGAGGCUCUAUGUGGUUUCCAGAUGACAGUUGCACACCUUGAUGGACGUCAGUUGCUUGUCAAAUACCCACCUGGCAAGGUCAUUGAGCCAGGCUGUAUCCGCAUGGUGAAGGGAGAGGGAAUGCCUCAGUACAGAAACCCAUUUGAGAAGGGAGACCUUUACAUCAAGUUUGAUGUCCAGUUCCCUGAGAACAACUGGAUUAGCCCUGAAAAACUGAAUGAACUGGAGUGCUUGCUGCCUGCUCGUGCUGAUAAUCCUGUUAUUGCAGCAGAUGCAGAGGAAGUCGACCUGACAGAUUUUGACAGGAGUCAAGGCUCAGGAGGUGGAGCCAGAAGAGAGGCCUACAAUGAUAGUUCUGAUGAGGAAGGGGGUCAUCAUGGCCCAGGUGUGCAGUGCGCACACCAAUAGAAAGACUCAUUCAUAAAGACACACAUAUAAAUGCAUAUACAUAUGAACAUCUUUUGAGUCUCAUUGCUGACAUCAUUCAAGACUUGACGCACAUACAUGCAUAUUUCUCUCCUUUCAUGAUUACUGUGAAAGGGAGAUACACAAAGAUACAUACACAUCUCUCCACCCUCCUCAGUUCCAUGGUGCCCAUAAUUCAGAGAAAUGCUGGACGAGUGAUGACCGUUUUAUGUUUAUGGACAGUAGUGCUCAUCAAAGCCUCCAGCAGGAAGGUGGUCCCCUUCUCAGAGGUUCACUGACUGAACGUGACUUGAACCUCCCUGUUUCAUCCUAGGCUUUUACCUUUCACUGUGGGAAACACCAGUCUAGUGUAUAAAAUGCAAAUACUGUUGACUAUCUUGUAUAAGGUGUAGUUUAGUCUAUCACACACAAGCGCAUGCUGCUUUUGCUGAAGAUCUUGCACAUGUAGAUGCGGAGUCUGGAGGUUAGGACAAAACAGAGAAGUCUGACACCACGUCUCUACUUCUCAGUGUGUUACUACUUACAAAGUGCCCUGCAGUUGUUAGAGCUGACCUGAUUACAGAAAUAAAAAUGUCCUCUGCACAGCAGGCUGAGAAUCGCACAUUUUAAUAACGCACCUCAUCCUUUAAGGUAAAGGUUUGAAAAUGGGAUUUGCAGGUUCUGUUCAGUCGCCAGCUGUCACAUUGCUAAAAUAUUAAAGCCCUCCGUAUAGCACCUGUCAGCCUGCACAAUGUUUUCAUAGUUUUAAAUUAAAGCUUUGGUUUUGUCUUUGUUGGUUUGAAUGUUAAUGUGUUUGAGACCGCAGAACUUGAACUUCAGUUGUAUACUCAUAAUUUGAGUUGUUAACAAACUUGUGUACUUUGUAUGUUUGCUUGUAAUGCAGUAGCUCACUGUCCCUGAGCUGCUGUGGAAUGUUCUGGCCUGUUAGCGUGAUAGGUGUUCCUGCUUUGUGUUGGACUGCAGUGUGAUUGGACAUUAUAUACAGUCAAUCAAAGAGCAAUGAAGUGAAUGUUUAUUUGCAGAGGUCCCCUCCCAUGUAGACUUUCACCCUCCACUCGCCAGGGCCAAGAGAUCCCCUUCUCUUGCAGGAAUACCACUGGGCGCACCCCAACCUCCCUGUAUUAUACACAUCUACCUUUUGUCAAGUUGUUAGCCAAAAUGUCCUUUGACAUGUUAAUAAUCCCAUUCCCAUAGACCUGUAAAUACAGCCCUCGUCCAUUGGUGCACUCAAAUUAUACAGCAGUGUCCGUCUUGUAGUCACAUGAUCAACAUGGCCAACAAUUCUGAUAACGUGAAGGAGAGUUCAUGGAAACUCUGUAGACCAUUGACACGCACCUUUGUGACUCAUUGUGUAUGUAAUUUAGUCCACAGGGGUAUAACGUGUACACAACCAAGGGGAUGAUUGAUAAAUUACAUUAAUGUUAAUGCUUUUGUUUGUCAGGAUAAUUAAAAUGUACAAUAAACAGUCACCAUAAGUU
Sphaeramia orbicularis (orbiculate cardinalfish) is the source of this 2817-nucleotide messenger RNA. RefSeq names its product DnaJ heat shock protein family (Hsp40) member A2b (gene dnaja2b). Lineage: Eukaryota; Metazoa; Chordata; Actinopteri; Kurtiformes; Apogonidae. The record is from RefSeq and is a predicted model, not a curated record. The transcript has 9 exons. Gene Ontology annotation, biological process: protein folding; response to heat. The coding region runs from base 83 to 1321 and encodes 412 amino acids. Gene Ontology annotation, molecular function: ATP binding; Hsp70 protein binding.